Sphaeramia orbicularis (orbiculate cardinalfish) is the source of this 1211-nucleotide messenger RNA. RefSeq names its product free fatty acid receptor 3. The transcript has a single exon. Lineage: Eukaryota; Metazoa; Chordata; Actinopteri; Kurtiformes; Apogonidae. The coding region runs from base 121 to 1122 and encodes 333 amino acids. Gene Ontology annotation, biological process: positive regulation of insulin secretion; response to fatty acid; G protein-coupled receptor signaling pathway. Gene Ontology annotation, cellular component: plasma membrane. The record is from RefSeq and is a predicted model, not a curated record. Gene Ontology annotation, molecular function: bioactive lipid receptor activity.
GGAUGUGGGAGAAGACGGAGGAGCGGUGAAAUACUCUGUGUUUGCGUGUUUUGGAUAAGGGAGUGUGUCAUGGUAAAGUGGACGGACUUCACAUCAGCAUCGAUGUCCUGAGCUGAAGACAUGUCCUUGUCUGUUAUGGACUACGUUGCUCUGUCCAUCUACUCCUUCACUUUUCUGCUCGGCCUUCCCGCCAACAUGCUGGUGUUUUUUGUUUAUGUACGCAAGGCUCGUAAGCAUGGCGCCACACCCAACGUGGUCUACGCCCUCAACUUGUGCGUGGCCAACCUGGUGCUCGUCGUCUGGCUGCCCGUCAAGGCUUCAGAGACCUUACUGAAGGACUGGAGGCUGCCAGCGCCCAUCUGCCCCAUCUACAGCUUCUUUCUCUUCGCCUCGUUGUACGGCAGCUGCCUCUUCAUCACCGCGGUAACAGUCGGGCGUUACCUCAGCAUCGCAUUCCCAAUUAUCUACAAGAGAUAUCGGCGUGCUCGCAUUUCUUGCUUCAUCAGCGUCGCCUUGUGGGCCUCUGUCCUCAUCCAUUUAAGUAUCAGUCUCGUGGCUGAAGGAGGACUUCAUUUUAUCUCCUCUAACGGAAACGAAUCUGUGUGUUACGACAAAUUCACCGAGUCCCAGCUGAAGGUGCUGCUACCACUACGUCUGGAAAUGGCGAUUACACUGUUCCUCGUUCCUCUGCUGGUGACAUCAUUCUGCACUUUACGCUGCGUCCUCCUGGUGUGGCACUCGAAUCUGCCUCGUGUGGGGAAAAGAAGAGUCCUGACUGUGGCGCUGUCCACACUCACUGUGUUUGUGGUGUGCUACGCACCCUACAACACAUCACACAUCGUGGGGUUUGCGUUGCGAAAAAGCGUGGAGUGGAGGAGCAUCGCCAUGUUGACCAGCUCCUGUAACGUUUUUCUGGAGCCUGUCGUCAUGCUGAUGCUGUCGCCGGCCGUGUCCAGGGGCAUCAUGGGAAGAAUCUGUGGACGUCAGAGUCAGUUUAGCCACAUCGAGGGGUUUCGCCACGGGUGUAAAAUCACUAACGCUGUGGUGAACGCCCAGGCUGCGGCAACACUGUCGGAUAAAAGCCAAGUAGGAGCGGAAGUGACGAGAGUGAGUCAGGACUGAGGUCACAGCAGAUGGAGACGGAACCACUGAGGGAAAAUAAGAACAGUUCUGCCACAUGUAUGAUAAUGAUCACAUUUGUACCAUAAUUA